This is a messenger RNA of Panicum virgatum (switchgrass), 475 nucleotides long. RefSeq lists its product as uncharacterized. Lineage: Eukaryota; Viridiplantae; Streptophyta; Magnoliopsida; Poales; Poaceae. The record is from RefSeq and is a predicted model, not a curated record. Bases 29 to 358 code for a protein of 109 amino acids. The transcript has 2 exons.
GCAGAAAAAGAAGACCAAAAAAGACCCAAUGGUUUCUGGUUCUGCAAAAGAGGCAAACACACAACGGAAAAAGAAAGGCAAGAAUGACCCAAAGGAUUGUGGUCCUAUAGUGGAAGUAGACAAUGUAACAUAUGGGCAGCCACACUACACUGACCUGGGGCAUUUAGGGACUAGCACGUACCAAAAUCAAAUUCAGAUGGCAGGUUACUAUCCGGGCUACUAUCCACAUGGAAAUGCUUUUGUGCCUCCGCCUUUCAGUUCAUUCUUUGGGACCCCUAACCAUGGUCAAGAUACACAAGGAAAUGUCACUCAGUCAUUCAAUCCAAAUCCCUAUAAUGUGUUUGCCAAUUUUAAGUGAAGGUCCUAUCCCAUUAGGAGAACCGAUGAGUCAUGUGCUAAACUCUACUUGUUUUUUUUGCUAACUGGUAUAUUUGAUUUGAUAGCAUCAGACUGAAUGCGGAAGAUUGCAUCUUUA